AUGGUCAUCCCGCAUUCUCUUCGGCCGGCUGUUUUGACGCUGUUGCACGAAGGACACCAAGGCAUCAACAGGAUGAAAGCUCUCGCUCGAGAGUCCAUUUGGUGGCCUGGCAUUUCGGCAGACAUUACCUCUCUGGUAACUAACUGCGAGCAAUGUGCUUCCACUCGGGUGAACCUUGCAGAGCCCCUGGUCUCCACGGUCCUACCUGGACGUCCCUGGGAACUUGUCGGCAUGGACCUGUUCCACCUCCGCAGCCAGACAUUCAUCAUGGUGGUGGACUACCACUCCAGGUACCCUGAAGUUGUAACCUUGAGGAGCACAACGACUCAGGCAGUCAUUGACAUUCUCAAAAGCAUCUUUGCCCGGCAUGGGAUUCCGCGAGAAGUCAGAUCAGACAACGGUCCACCGUUCUCUUCACGCGAGUUUGCAGCGUUGGCGGCAUCUUACGGCUUUGACCACGUCACCAGCACCCCGCACUAUGCGCAAUCGAACGGUGAGGCGGAGAGAAUGGUCAGGACCAUCAAGGAGUUGUUUCGCAAAGCAACAGACCCUCAUCUGGCCUUGCUCAGCUACCGGGACACCCCAGGAGUCGAUGGCUUCAGCCCGGCCCAGCUCUUGAUGGGACGACAACUCCGAACCAAAGUGCCAAAACAGGACUCCCAGUUAUGUCCUCACUGGCCGUCGAGGAAAGACGUGAAGAGAAAAGAUGCAGCCUACAAGCAGAAACAGGCCGCUGACUUUAACAGGCAUCACAGAGCUCAAGAUCUGUCAUCGCUCCGAACGGGCCAGUGUGUCUGGGUACGACCUGAUCAGGUCAAAGCUACAGUGCUUAGCCCAGCACGCCGACCACGAAGUUAUGUCGUGGAAAUGGAGCAGGGUGGCGUCCUACAACGCAUCCGGCGUCACCUAGUGCCUUUUGCACCUCCUGCGCCAAGGGUGGAACCACCGCCGUAUGAGGAGCAGGAGCCACAGCGAACACUGCCCCCUCUGGAACCCCAGCGAACUACUACAGUGCAACCACCCGAUUCCCUUGGACUGCCCCCUGCAGACAGUGACCGCAGUGAUGGUGUGACACGAACACGUAGUGGCCGCCGUGUUGUGCCUCCGAACCGCCUGAACUUGUGA
This is a messenger RNA of Rhipicephalus microplus (southern cattle tick), 1125 nucleotides long. RefSeq lists its product as uncharacterized. The record is from RefSeq and is a predicted model, not a curated record. NCBI's taxonomy places the organism in Eukaryota, Metazoa, Arthropoda, Arachnida, Ixodida, Ixodidae.